Theileria orientalis strain Shintoku is the source of this 954-nucleotide messenger RNA. RefSeq lists its product as hypothetical. The coding region runs from base 1 to 954 and encodes 317 amino acids. The transcript is spliced from 2 exons. NCBI's taxonomy places the organism in Eukaryota, Apicomplexa, Aconoidasida, Piroplasmida, Theileriidae. The record is from RefSeq and is a predicted model, not a curated record.
AUGCUAUAUAGUGAAAUGUGUAAAGAAAAACGUGAAAAAUCUGUACAAACUGAUAGUAAAGUGGGCGGUUCUGAAAAGACUCAAACACCAAUGAAGAUUAUUUUAACCCCUUUUGCUUUGCUUUUUUGCCUCUUAACAGGCCGAUUUAAUGCUUUAUUGGCAGAUGCUGCUGAUAACAGCCAGAACCAACUAACGGAAUAUGAGUUAAAACUGGAAACCAGGGAUAAAACAACAAACUGCAAUUAUUUAAAGGUUUCAGUAGAUGGUUUGGAAUCCCAUAUGUUGUACAGCAAUUCAACUUCAGUUGCCACCAAGGUCACCGACGGAUCCAACCAGGUGUGGGAAAAACAAGGUGAUGAUAAGUGUAUCGGAGCUCUGUUAACUUAUAAAGGAGACCAAAAGCUGUUGCUCAUGUUAGUUAUAAUGAAAAAACUAGCCAUUGGCUCCGAACCACUUGAAACUGUUUUUUACAAAUUUGAAAACAACCAAUGGACAAAAACUGAUAAAAAUAAUUUCUAUCAAACGUUAAAAGACAAUAGAACUGAUGUAUCAAAUGCAAGUGCAGUGGAUAUAGAUGUUUCAGAAGCAAACAAAGGUUCCGAGCUGCUUAGUGCUGACGAAUGCCCUAUCGGUUUUAGUCUUACCUUAUUUAUACCAAAUGAAAAACAAAAAAUUGCAAACUUAAGUGACGGAACAAAUAAAAUAGUAGAAGGUCAAAAUGAUCAAUAUCCAUUGUAUUUUUUGCUUGCAAAAAAGGUAAAAAAUAAUAAUGUAAAACAAUUCGGAUUGGCAGUCAUAAGAACUAAUAAUGGAUACGAAGAUAAAUUCUACAAAUAUGAUAGUAACAAGUGGGAAUUGACAGACUACAGUGGACUAAAAAAUUAUAUUAUUAAAGCGGUUGGUUUUGGAAUGUUAAGAGGAUCUGGUGGUGGAUCAAAAAAGAAUGGAAAAUAA